Messenger RNA from Pisolithus orientalis, 597 nucleotides. RefSeq lists its product as uncharacterized. Lineage: Eukaryota; Fungi; Basidiomycota; Agaricomycetes; Boletales; Pisolithaceae. The record is from RefSeq and is a predicted model, not a curated record. The coding region runs from base 1 to 597 and encodes 198 amino acids. The transcript is spliced from 7 exons.
AUGAAAGCCAGAUUUCAAGAGGAGGCCUAUCAUUGCCCAAAUGCCCUCAGCCCAAAAAGAAGGGCUGACAUAUGGAACCACCUUCAUCUUCUGAGGGAACCACUGUGGGAGAGCAUAAAGGCUUCCCCACAGGCAUGGCAGAUGGACAAGUCGUAUUUCUGCAAUAAUGCUGAGUUGAAAGGCACCAUCAACCUGUCACCCACAUGGUUUCAACAGGGUCAUUGGCCCCAAAAUGGCUUCCUGGAAGCCUCAUGGCUGCUCAAAUCCAGGAUGGAAAACACUUCUACAAGGGAAUGGGUCAACCAAAUGUCUGACACCAAUGCCCUGUUAUCUGCAAUCCUGGAAGUAGUGAUCUGCCUUGGUGAACAGUCAGAACAGUGGGUGGAUUCAGAUAUGAGCUCCAUACUGUCAAUAUGGAGCUCCACAUAUAGCAGCAUGUCCAUGAUGGUGGAUCAGGCAACUUGUUACCACAGGGAUAGUUGCAACUGGAGAACUGUUGAUUUAAAGCUGCAACCUUUAAUGAUAUGCUGGCUCUUGAACUUUGGAUGGGUGGUGUUGCCAAGAUUUUGCAAAUGGGUGGGUGCUUUGACAUCAUAG